This is a messenger RNA of Symbiodinium necroappetens, 1704 nucleotides long. NCBI's taxonomy places the organism in Eukaryota, Dinophyceae, Suessiales, Symbiodiniaceae. The record is from the annotation of a GenBank genome assembly.
AUGUGGGGCACCGCACUUUCCCUUUCGCCGAGGGACGAUUCGCUUAUGGAUGACUUUGACGCGAAGCUUGUCCCGUGCCUCAUGCUGUUCGCAAACGGGCAGCCUCGGUUCCGACAGUGGGGCUGGGAUCAUGAUGAUGUUUUCGACUUUAUGCGAACGUUUGACACCAUGGUCCUGCCGGUUGGGUACCUCUUCAGGAAUUACUACUGCCUGCGCAGUCUCUACAAGUUUGGCGUCCGGGCGCUCCUGAAGACGCUGAAGUUUGAUGCGGAACAUCCGCUACAAGUUUGGUUGCCUCAACUCCUGGCGCCUUUGAUCUUGCUGGCGCUGAUGCUUCUCGUGCUGCUCGCAAGGUGCCUUCUCGCAUGCUGUGGGUGCUGCAAGUCCAGCAAGGUGGCAGACAUGAAGGGUGACAAGAAGAACUCGCCCACAGGAUGGCGAAAGCGCUCCUCGUGGGCUGAGAAGGCAGAGGCUGAAGAUGGCGGACACUGCAUGCUCCUCAUCCUUGUCCGGCACCUCACCGACGAGAACUUCACUGUUGCUGUCGUUAACACCGGCGACGGCUUGCAGUACCAUCCACUCCGUGCCAGCGGAGAGGCACCGAGUCCCGAGCUUGCCACGCGGCAGUGCCCCCUCGUCUUGACAGAUGUUCCUGCCAAGCGUAUCACCUGCGGAACGUUUUGGUAUCUUCUCUUCCGGCAGUUUGUGCGGCCACAAACUUCAAACGGCCCGCAGCUUUUGUACAGCACGCUGCUGCCAAUGCUGAAGAAGCAGCCCCUGGCGGCAGACUUUGGUGUCGAGCCCAGUGGUUGGGUAGAGUUUUGUCCGGUGCCGGUAGCCGGAGAUGGAUCGUUCAUGAUUUGCUUGCUGCGGGCCGUUCGCUUCUGCUUACGGGCCUGCGGCGCCACAGAGGAGACCGCAGCCUGGAGCCAGGUGCAGUGCCAGCGCUAUGCCCUCUCCGCCAUGAGCCGAGCGCUUGGCUCGUCGGCGACCUGCCUCGGGGCAGGGGAGCUUGCCAUGGUUCGAUGCGCCACCGUUUCCGUGGCCCGUGCGGCUGCAUGCCAUGUCGACCGGUUUGGCGAGAAGUUUCGCAGCUGGGAGUUGGAUGCUGUACGUCAGCUGGUCCAAAGAGUCCAGGACGAGUGUUGGAAGCGAGAGAGUUCCGAGCGCGAUGCUCGUACAGUUUUACCACCAGCCUGCCCAAUUGAGGUGGUCUCAGGCGGGCGGCCUGCGCAUGAGCUGCUGUUCAACGAUUUCGAGCGGCUGCUGGAGGAGGAUGUCGAACACCUCAAAGGGCAGGUGGAUCCUCCUCGUGUUUCCGUUUCAGUUCCUACCAGCGAGCUGCCCGUGGCGGUGCGCAAUCCUUUUGAAGCUUCUGACUGCUGCCGUUUGGCAUCACACCUGCUGACCCUGCUCUGCAAUCAGUCGGAGCACAUGUCGCAAUCAGCAUUGACCAGAUUUGCAUUGAUAGCGCGACUACUGACACAGAUCCUGCCAAUGCCACUACCUCUAGAUCAUCCUGGGAAGGACACGCGAUGUUUCUGGAUGCAGGAGAUGAAGCAAGAGACCAAGGCAGACUUGAUGAGGCAUCUUUACCUCAUUGCGCGGCACUUUGCAGCGGUUUGCUUCGCUUUGCGAGCAAGCCGAGAGACCGAUGGUGCUCGGGCGCCUUGCACGUGCUUUCUCAAAGAGAUGGGAAAAUGA